CAUCUGAACAAAAAGUUUAACACUGACGUUCCACUUGUCCUGAUGAAUUCCUUCAACACUGACGAAGACACAAGGAAGAUCCUGCAGAAAUACACACACCACCGGGUGAAAAUUCACACCUUCAACCAGAGCAGAUACCCAAGGAUCAACAAGGAGUCUCUGCUGCCCAUUGCUACCAAUUUGGGGCUGAGUGGUGAGAACACAGAGGCCUGGUACCCCCCGGGUCAUGGUGACAUCUACACCAGCUUCUACAACUCGGGUCUGCUGGACAAACUCCUCUCUGAGGGACGAGAAUACAUCUUUGUGUCCAACAUUGACAACUUGGGCGCCACUGUUGACCUAUUCAUCCUUCAUCACCUGAUGAGUCAGCCAGCUGACAGACGCUGUGAGUUCAUUAUGGAGGUCACAGACAAGACUAGAGCUGAUGUGAAGGGUGGAACUCUGAUCCAAUAUGAGGACCAUCUGAGGUUGCUGGAAAUUGCUCAAGUCCCCAAGGCCCACGUUGACGAGUUCAAGUCUGUCACAAAGUUCAAAAUCUUCAACACCAACAACCUGUGGAUCUCGCUGCCUGCCAUCAAGAGUUUGCAGGAGCAGAACUGCAUGGACAUUGAGAUCAUCGUCAACCCAAAGGUGAAAGAUUUCUCUUUAUUUUACAUCAGGAGGCCUUUUAGGGUGGUUUUCAUUCCACGUCCAUAGAGCCAGUCAUUGCUGCUAGGUAUCAGCUCUGCUAGGAACCCUCCUUCGCCUAUGGCCCGGCAUGCAUCGCACCUGACCUUGAUGGUCCUCCCCGCUGGUGGUAGGUCUGCAUGAAGCAUGGACCCACCACCUCAAGUGGAGGAGUUUAAGUAUCUGGGUGUCUUGUUCACGAGUGACGGUAGGAUGGAGCGGGAGAUUGAUCGACAAAUUGGGGCCUCGUCCUCAGUAAUGAGGUUGUUGCUUCAGUCGAUCAUUGUGAAGAUAGAGCUGAGUUGAAAGGCAAAGCUCUUUGUUGAACUCUCACCUAUGGUCAUGGUUGGGAUUAUGACCGAAAGACUGAGAUACUGGAUAUAAGCAGCUGAAAUGAGCUUCCUUCGUAGGGUGGCUGGGCUCAGCCUUAGUGUGAGGAGCUCCGUCAUCCUGGGGGAGCUCGGAUUAGAGCCUCUGCUCCUCCACAUCCAAACGAUGGUUCGGGCAUCUGGUUAGGAUGUCUCCUGGACACCUCCCUUUAGAGGAAUGUCCCACUGAUAGGAGGCCCCAGGGAAGACCCAGGAUUUGCAGGAGGGAUUAUGCAUCCUCUCUGGUCUGGGAACACAUCUGGGUCCCCCAGGACAAGCCUGAAAGUGUCACUGGGGAGAGAGAUGUCUGGGUUUCUCUCCUGGACCUGCAGCCUCCGUGACCCAAGUACAGAUAAGCGGAAGAAGACGGAGAUGACAAUUUAGGGUCAUUAAUUUUUUGGUCAUAAUUGUUCUACUAUAAAGUUUUUAUUCUAAUCAGUUAAGAUUCGGUGCGGUGAGAGGCGCCGGGCAGGAGUGGGCAUACUUGUUGCCCCCCAU
Molecule: messenger RNA, 1532 nt
Organism: Austrofundulus limnaeus
Lineage: Eukaryota; Metazoa; Chordata; Actinopteri; Cyprinodontiformes; Rivulidae
Product: UTP--glucose-1-phosphate uridylyltransferase
Biological process (GO): UDP-alpha-D-glucose metabolic process
Molecular function (GO): UTP:glucose-1-phosphate uridylyltransferase activity
Source: RefSeq, a predicted model, not a curated record